Molecule: messenger RNA, 330 nt
Organism: Necator americanus (New World hookworm)
Lineage: Eukaryota; Metazoa; Nematoda; Chromadorea; Rhabditida; Ancylostomatidae
Exons: 1
Coding region: 1-330 (109 amino acids)
Biological process (GO): DNA repair
Molecular function (GO): double-stranded DNA 3'-5' DNA exonuclease activity
Source: RefSeq, a predicted model, not a curated record
AUGCGAGGGCUACUGGCUAGAGGACGGAGCCGGCCAAAGAAGUUAGUCCGCCAUCGCCAGCAACAUCCAGUGCGGUUGGCAACACUUAACGUUGGGACGCUUACUGGAAGAAGUCGCGAACUGGCAGACAGUCUCAGAAAACGCCGAGUUGACAUAUGUUGUGUACAGGAGACUCGCAGGAGAGGCUCCAAGUCAAGGGAAUUAGGCGAUGGCUACAAGCUCAUCUACACCGGCACAUCAAAACGCAAUGGUGUCGGUGUCAUAUUAAACGAGACGUUUAGAAGCAGCGUCACAGUGGUGAAUCGACUAUCGGAUCGCCUAAUGGAGUAA